Molecule: messenger RNA, 786 nt
Organism: Suillus paluster
Lineage: Eukaryota; Fungi; Basidiomycota; Agaricomycetes; Boletales; Suillaceae
Product: adenylate kinase-domain-containing protein
Exons: 4
Coding region: 1-786 (261 amino acids)
Biological process (GO): ADP biosynthetic process
Cellular component (GO): cytoplasm; mitochondrion
Molecular function (GO): AMP kinase activity; ATP binding
Source: RefSeq, a predicted model, not a curated record
AUGGCACCCUCAGAUGAGCUCGAUUACCUCAAGCACCUCGUAGCACAGCUCAAUGAGAAAAUUCACGCACUCGAGGAGAAAGCAAAGGCUGUCGUUCCACCGAGGAAGACGCCUGCUCAACAGCUUCGAACUAUUCUUAUGGGUCCUCCUGGUGCCGGGAAGGGAACGCAGGCCCCGCGGAUACGUGAGGAGUUUUGCGUCUGCCACCUCGCGACGGGCGACAUGCUUCGCGAGCAAAUAUCCAAGAAAACUGAGUUGGGGAGGAUGGCUAAGAAAGUUAUGGAUGCCGGAGAGCUCGUCACAGAUGACAUCAUGGUUAACAUGAUCAAGGAUCAGCUCGAGAAUAACAAGACUUGCAAGAACGGAUUUGUCUUGGAUGGUUUCCCAAGGACCGUUCCCCAGGCCGAGAAACUCGACUCCAUGCUUGACUCCCGCGGUGAAAAGCUUGACAAUGUCGUCGAGUUGCUCAUCGACGAUCAGCUACUCAUCUCUCGUAUCACCGGUCGUCUCAUUCACCCGGCUUCAGGACGGACGUAUCACAAAGAAUUCCAUCCACCUAAAAAGCCUAUGACAGACGACGAAACCGGCGAGCCGCUCAUCCAGCGCUCCGAUGACAAUGUAGAAACGUUGCGGAAGCGUCUCACAACUUUCCACAAGCAGACUGGUCCCGUUGCAGAUUACUACAAAGCCAAGGGCCUGUGGCAUGGCAUUGACGCCGCUCAAAGUCCGGGCGUCGUUUGGGACAACCUACGCAAAGUGUUCCGGACCCCACCUGCAAAGUCGUAA